This is a messenger RNA of Paralichthys olivaceus (Japanese flounder), 1516 nucleotides long. It is a transcript of the gene slc10a1, whose product is annotated as solute carrier family 10 member 1. Gene Ontology annotation, cellular component: membrane. Gene Ontology annotation, biological process: bile acid and bile salt transport. Lineage: Eukaryota; Metazoa; Chordata; Actinopteri; Pleuronectiformes; Paralichthyidae. The record is from RefSeq and is a predicted model, not a curated record. Gene Ontology annotation, molecular function: bile acid:sodium symporter activity.
UAAAUGUUUACUUCUGGAGUUAGUUGCAGUGAUGUCCAACAUGUUGUCAGGAAACCAUGUGACAGAAGGCAGGCAUUCCACACAGAGACAAAAGGAGCUAGGCUCAAUAAUGUGAGGGGAGAUGCAGAUGAGUGUGUAAGGAGCACUGUCUAAAACUGCAGAAGCUGACCUGAGAUUAAGGGGAAGACUCAGGACAGUAAGCAAAUAGCAACAGGAUUUGGACGAGGGCCACAAUGAAUGUGACAGAAGUCGAACAGGAAAAAGCAAACAUCUACAGUCAAGGAAAUGCUACUGGCAAUGGAAGCGUGGAUGCCAUGAGCAUCUUGUUCCCCUAUGAGAAAACCCUCAACAUUGUCUCCCUCCUCAUCCUCAUAAUCACCAUGAUAUCCCUUGGUUGUACGAUGGAGAUUUCCAGAAUUAAGAACCAUUUCCUCAGUCCUAAAGGUGUAAUCAUUGCAACAGUGUCCCAGUUUGGCAUCAUGCCUCUCACUGCUUUCUGUUUGGCCAAAAUCCUUCAGAUGGAUAACAUGAAGGCUGUGGCUUUGCUCAUAUGUGGCUGCUGUCCAGGGGGAACCUUAUCAAACAUUUUAACCCUGGCCAUUAAGGGGGACAUGAACCUCAGCAUUGUAUUGACCACUUGCUCCAGCUUCACGGCCAUGGCUCUGAUGCCUUUGCUGCUCUUUAUUUACUGCCGAGGCUUCCCCGGUCUGGAAAAGGCCAUCCCUUACGUUACUAUCAUCACGACCCUCUUGCUCACACUGGUGCCUUGUGGCAUCGGAAUCGCCAUAAAACACUACAAGCCAAAGUCUGCCGUAGUGGUGAAAAAAGUUGGUCUCAUCAUCCUGACUAUUUUCAUUAUAAUUCCUAUCCUGUCUUGCGCUGCCAUCAAAGAUGUGCUGUGGCUCGCCCUCACAGCAGAUACUUUGACAGCGGCUGCUCUGAUGCCACUGAUUGGCUACGUGCUGGGAUAUGUCUUGUCUCUCGUUUGCGGACUCAAUGCUCAAUGCAGGAGGACCAUCUCCAUGGAGACGGGGUGUCAAAACAUCCAGCUGUGCUUUGCCAUCCUAAAGGUGGCUUUUUCACUGAAGACCCUCGGACCCAGUUUUUUCUUUCCGCUGCUAUAUAUGGCAUUCCAAUGUAUUGAGGCUUUUCUCCUGACCCUUUGUCUCAGAUGUUACCUAAGAUUCAAGGCACCAGCUGAGGAUACAAGCUAUAACAGUGUUGACACUAAGCAUGAGGCAGUGAACCAACCAUGACGGCAUCACCAAAAAGCACUCUAUGCUGGAGAAGGAAUAGAAGAGGAGCUGAAUCGUACAGAGAUGACAGAGUUUUUUAGUGAAUUAACUGUUCAACUCAGGCCUGUGUUACUGACAGAGAUUGGUUAAGCAUGUGCAACUAAUACUCUAAUUGUUUAAUAUACUAUGUUACUUUUGACGUAGAGAGUUGAUUAAAAAUUAUAUUUUUAUUUAUAUUUUGAUUCUAAAAUGUGAAGGAAUAAUAAUUACCUAAUUUUAUG